Ascoidea rubescens DSM 1968 is the source of this 559-nucleotide messenger RNA. RefSeq lists its product as uncharacterized. The transcript has a single exon. The coding region runs from base 70 to 384 and encodes 104 amino acids. NCBI's taxonomy places the organism in Eukaryota, Fungi, Ascomycota, Saccharomycetes, Ascoideales, Ascoideaceae. The record is from RefSeq and is a predicted model, not a curated record.
UUCAAAGGCAAUUGUAACACAACUGAAAUUGCUUCAGCCAAUGUACAACAAUUAACUUCAAAUUGAAGGAUGAAUAUACUGACAUCAGAUCCGAUGAUAAAAGAAAAUAAUAGCAAUGACAAUAAUUUUGAUUCAAACGAAUCUAUUGACUUCUCUCAUGAUAAUGAUCAUCUUGCUGAUGCUAACACAGGUGCAGAAUUUGAUAGGGACCAACUCGCUGGAAGCAUAAAAGUUUGUCAAGACGUUGAUGUAACUGAAAAUGAGCGUCAAUGGCUUUCAAAUGACUCGAGAUACACCAUAAAAGACAGGUUUCUUUUGAGAUAUGUGUCUGCUGCCUGUAAUGCCGCGCCUACUAGUGACCUCAAUUUUCCAGACCACCUCUGAAAAGUUGCAUGUCAAUCACAGAUUUACGCUUUGAUUACCACCAGGAUAAAUUUGUUAGUUAGAUUUCCUUGUGGCAAAGGUGUUGAUGUCGGUAGUUUGUUUUUCACAGCUCACCAAGCAGCAACUGGUGCUUUUGCUAAAGCCAGACUGGUUCCUCAAUGCUCUUUUGAAUUUG